Messenger RNA from Papilio xuthus (Asian swallowtail), 3270 nucleotides. RefSeq names its product venom dipeptidyl peptidase 4. Gene Ontology annotation, biological process: proteolysis. Gene Ontology annotation, molecular function: dipeptidyl-peptidase activity; serine-type peptidase activity. Bases 193 to 2721 code for a protein of 842 amino acids. The record is from RefSeq and is a predicted model, not a curated record. The transcript has 18 exons. Gene Ontology annotation, cellular component: plasma membrane. Lineage: Eukaryota; Metazoa; Arthropoda; Insecta; Lepidoptera; Papilionidae.
GUACGUUCCGUUAUGAGGAAUUGUAUUGAGUAGUGAAAAAAGUUUUUAUGUGAAUAAAUUCGACCAGUUCUUUGAUGUUUAAACUUAAGUUUGAAAAGUGUAAAUAUUCAGUUGGAAGUGCAAGUGAUAAUUGUAUAAGUGUACGAUUAAUUAAGGCAGUUAAAAUUAAUUAAUGUACAAUAAGUAGGAAAAAUGGCACAAGAAAAUAGUAACUCUACAUUGGAGAUGGGGACCAGUGACCAGGUACUGGUUGCGACGAAAAAGAAGAAAACAUUAACGUAUAUAAUUGGCUUCAUCGCGAUGGUGGCUGUGAUAGCGGUUGUGAUAACUCUAGUUGUUGUCCUCUCUGGAAAUGAGGCGGGUCCAUCGGAACCUAUUGUAUCGACAACUGAAGGUCCAACAUCGCCAUUAGAUCCAUCCACAACAACGACGACAACAACAACAACAACAACACCGCCUGUAGACCCAACAACAACAACGUUAGAUCCAUCUACAACAACAACAACGACGACGACAACAACCGAAGGACCAAUAACUGCACCGCCAGAUACGUUACCAAUAGAUCUAGAGGAUAUAAUUAAUGGAGUAUUCGCAGCGCCAUCUUUCAAUGGUACUUGGACAACAGCUAAUGAUGUACUCUUCCGAAACCUUAACGGCGACCUGGUGUUGUACCAUGUGGAUGCUGACGACACGACCGUUCUUAUUUCGAAUUCAUCACAGAUUCUUCAGCAAUCAUCAAGAGUAACCGCGCUGUCGUCCGAUAGUUCUCAUGUGGUGCUGUCUUAUAACGUUGUUCCUGUGUAUAGAUACAGUUUCCUGGGGCGCUAUGCCGCAGUCAAUAUCUCUUCUGGCCAAGCUAUUGAUAUAGUGCCACCUGGUGUCCGUCCUGAAGAAGCAUUCCUACAGAACUUCGUGUGGGGUCCUUCGGGAACAUCCCUAGCGUUCGUUUACCGCAAUAAUAUUUACUACCAAGCUUCAUUGGACAGUCAACCACAGCAAAUCACAAACAACGGAGAAGUUAAUGUUAUUUAUAAUGGUAUACCGGAUUGGGUUUAUGAAGAGGAGGUGUUCGUAUCUAACAACGCGCUGUGGUUCGCCCGCGACGGCAGCAAGCUGGCGUACGCAACGUUUGACGACACCAACGUGCGCGUCAUGAAAGUGCCGCACUUCGGCGUGCCCGGAUCCGUCGACUAUCAAUACACGCAGCACCAUGAGAUCAGAUAUCCGAAGCCGGGCACCACUAAUCCAACCGUACGAGUGACGCUACGUGACAUUGCAUCAGGAACGGAGACAGUGUACAAUGCACCCACUGACUUGAACGAGCCUAUUUUGAAGACCGUUAACUUCGUCGACAACGACAAAAUUGCUUUGAUGUGGACAAACCGUGCUCAGACUUCGCUGCAAGUUGAACUUUGCAUGCAAAACGAGACCUCAUGCUCUAGGAUCUACCAAUAUUCGGAACCUAAUGGUUGGAUUGAUAACAUUCCUAUCUUCUUCAACGAAGCCGGUAACUCGUUUAUAACCAUCCUACCUCAGUCUGUUAACGGUACUCUAUACAAGCAAAUAGUACAAGUAUCAGAUGUGAACGCCAACCAGUGGACGGGCACCGGCCGCACCAACACGCCGCACACUGUCAUCGAAAUUCUAUUGUGGACCAACAAUGAUGUUGUUUGGUACAAAGCUACCCAUGUGGACGACUCAGCGGAGCAGCACAUCUACACAGUGAACGCAGCACGUGAGGUGACGUGCUUCACGUGCAGCAUAGCGCGCGCGGAUGGCGGGCAGUGCCUCUACAACGACGCUUUCAUCAGCGCCGACACAUCACGAGUGGCCAUCAACUGCGCCGGUCCUAGUCUGCCCCAGAUAUUUAUUUACGACGUGAACGGUACAAUGCUCAAAACGUGGGACGACAACGCGGAGACAUCUGCUCUGCUGACGGACCGUCAGUUGCCGGUCACGCUGAGAAUGAGCGUGCCUGUCGCGGCUGGAUUCCCCGAGGCCGACGUACAAAUACAAGCGCCGUCCGACUACCUUUCACGCACAAAUGUUCCUUUAUUAGUUUACGUGUACGGUGGUCCCGACACUGCGUUAGUGACGAAGCAAUGGACGCUGGACUGGGGCACAUCCCUCGUCAACAGGUGGGGUAUCGCGGUAGCGCACAUCGACGGCCGCGGCUCCGGUCUGCGGGGCAUCGACAACAUGUUUGCUAUCAACCGACGAUUGGGAACUGACGAGAUUGAUGAUCAGGUUUCCGUCACAAGGACACUCCAUCAGACGCUACCGUGGCUGGACAGCAACCGGACUUGCAUCUGGGGCUGGUCGUAUGGCGGGUACGCGGCUUCCCUGGCGUUGGCGCGUGGCGCUGAUGUCUUCCGUUGUGCCGCCGCCGUAGCGCCCGUCGUCGACUGGAGAUUCUAUGAUACAAUUUAUACCGAAAGAUACAUGGACACGCCACAGAAUAAUCCUCAAGCUUACCUUAAUUCAUCACUUCUCACCCCAGAAGUGGUGUCAGCGUACCGCAGCAAGCGCUAUUUCCUGAUUCACGGUACGGCGGACGACAACGUGCACUACCAGCACGCUAUGCUCAUCUCCCGUCUGCUGCAGCGCGAGGAUGUCUACUUCACGCAAAUGAGCUACACUGACGAAGAUCACGGAUUGGUCGGUGUCAGACCGCAUCUUUAUCACGCGUUAGAGAAAUUCUUACAAGAAAACAUGCUGUAAAAAUACAGCAGAAAUUAAAAGAUCAAAUCAGUGCUAAUAUCAAUUAUAAAAAUCUUUAAAUAUAUACGUAAUUAAAAUAAUUGUCAAUACGUCUACUUGAAGACGAGUCUUUUACUUUGAUGACAUGAUGUUUUGUGGUACAAAUUACUUAUCGACAAUUUAUAGUAUAAGACUAUGUUACUUGUGAAAAUACAUAUUUUAUUAUUUAAGAGUUGUGUGGAUGUCAUAUGUCAUGUAGUUAUAACAAAUGUCUUUGUAAGAUAUAUUUGAUUAAUGACCGUUUUCACUGGCCGUAGGCAAUCGCAUUAGUACCUCAGUAUUAUGAACUUGAUUCUUGCGCAAAAAUUAGUGAAAACGGGAGUUACAACGUUACUUAAUUGUUGCCAAAUCGAAGCAGUACGUUACAGGGUUGAUUAUUCGUUUAAAUAUUUAUGUUCAUCGCGACUUAUGCAAUAAAUACAACUACAAGACGUUGUAAGAUGGCCAAGAGUUUUAUGUAAAUAUUUUUUCUAGAUAUUUUAAGUGACAAAUAUCUUAAUAAAUUUGUUU